CGAUAUUUAAAAUUCGAAAUACUUUUUUUAUAUAUAAUACUUGAAUGCAUGUAUUGUUUUUUUUAUAAUAAUGGUAGAUAAGAACGCUACUGACUUUGUCUUCAUCGCAGAAAUUCUCCAUCAGUUGAGUUAUUCAACUGUGGCUGAUGUAGAAGACCACCCUUUGUAGUGGGAAAAAAUGAGAGUAGGUGAAGUCGCGGCAGUCGUAGAAAUUGCGCAAUUUUUCAGAUUAUGCGGUAUUUUUGAAUUACCACCGAGCAUUACCUAUUUGAUAGUUCUUCGUUGAGCAUUAUUUUCCUAAAAAAAAUUACCAAAAAUGCUUGGCCAUAUUGUCAUUAUUGUUGUUGCGUGUUUUGUGAUCGUCGGAGCUGAAGAAAGUGCGAAGAAUUUUACGAACAAAUGCGAAAUACCUCCAUCAGCUCCAAAAAAGGUAGAGGAAGUGAUCAACCAAUGCCAGGAUGAAAUUAAAUUAGCUAUUCUCUCAGAAGCCUUAGAAGCUCUAAACGUCAAUUCACAUGAAAAUCAGCAUAAUCGAGAGAAGAGAGCUGCAUUUACUGAAGAUGAAAGAAGAAUAGCAGGGUGCCUACUACAAUGUGUUUAUAGAAAAAUGAAAGCAGUAAACGAAUAUGGUUUUCCUACUGUAGAAGGUUUGGUGAACCUUUAUACUACAGGAAUCAAGCAAAAGGAGUACAUACUCGCCACAGUACAAUCUGUAGAGUUCUGUAUUAAGCAAACAAAGAAAGAGUAUUUGGUAACACAGGAAUCUUUAGCAGAAGAACACGGCAAAAUAUGUGACAUUGCAUACGAGGUGUUUGAUUGUGUAUCAGAAGAAAUUGGAAAUUACUGUGGACAGACGCCAUAGAAAACUGGA
This is a messenger RNA of Psylliodes chrysocephalus, 871 nucleotides long. NCBI's taxonomy places the organism in Eukaryota, Metazoa, Arthropoda, Insecta, Coleoptera, Chrysomelidae. The record is from the annotation of a GenBank genome assembly.